GCUCCAACCACACUUGUAAAGGCUCGCCAUGGUGCGCCUUAUCACGCAUAACCUCCUCGCCUGCCACGUCAAAGGCUGCACGACCAACAACUUUCCUCUCCAAUUCCAAGAUGUGCAGAUAGAGCUCCAAGAGGCCGAGUUUAACCCUGAUUUCGUGCGCAACCUCCUGCCGAGGCUGGAGUGGGGCGCGUUAGUGGAUGCUGCUAAACAGGUGGGCGAUACGUCGCUGCCCCCGGAACAACCAGAGAUGACAGACGACGAUGUCCUUCAAAAACUACACCACGUAUUGCUCGAGAUUCACAUCACCGAAGGUGCGAUGGUCUGCUCGAAUUGUAAACAUAUCUACCCCAUCUCGAACGGGAUUCCAAACAUGCUUUUAUCUGAACAUGAGAUCGGGUGAGAAGGGCGAGGGCGACGAGUGGUAGCCACUUUUCUUCCACUUUCUUCCUUCUUUCUUUGUUCUACCUCCCCAUAUACUGGUGGCUUACUUUGGGAAAAUGCUAAGCUCGAGAAUGCGAUGCGAUACGACUGGGAUUAUAGAAAAAAAUAAAUCAAACCUCUUGAACGCCC
This is a messenger RNA of Serpula lacrymans var. lacrymans S7.9, 570 nucleotides long. RefSeq lists its product as uncharacterized. The record is from RefSeq and is a predicted model, not a curated record. The coding region runs from base 29 to 400 and encodes 123 amino acids. Lineage: Eukaryota; Fungi; Basidiomycota; Agaricomycetes; Boletales; Serpulaceae. Gene Ontology annotation, molecular function: protein heterodimerization activity. The transcript has 4 exons. Gene Ontology annotation, biological process: peptidyl-glutamine methylation; tRNA methylation; rRNA (guanine-N7)-methylation.